This is a messenger RNA of Aspergillus viridinutans, 891 nucleotides long. RefSeq lists its product as uncharacterized. Gene Ontology annotation, biological process: regulation of transcription by RNA polymerase II. NCBI's taxonomy places the organism in Eukaryota, Fungi, Ascomycota, Eurotiomycetes, Eurotiales, Aspergillaceae. The record is from RefSeq and is a predicted model, not a curated record. Gene Ontology annotation, molecular function: DNA-binding transcription activator activity, RNA polymerase II-specific. The coding region runs from base 1 to 891 and encodes 296 amino acids. The transcript has 2 exons.
AUGCUUGAUCCGCAAGAUCGAGAGCUGUUCAACCGGUUUCGUCACCGGACCCUAUUCUCUCUCGGUGAUUCUGGAAUCGUAGAGAUUUAUGAGAAUUAUCUGUUGCAAGUUUGUUUUACUUGCCCAUUUCUGAUGCAUGGUACCUUGGCCGUGACGGCUGCCCAUGACCGCUACCUUGGCGUAGCGCCAACCCAUCGUCGCUCUUUACAAGAAUCGUAUCACCUGUCCCAACGCACAACGUUGUUCAAUAGGUGGUUGUGCCAACCUAUCAAGGAAGAACACAAGGAUCCUCUGUGGGCCACAGCCGGUGCUCUUGCCAUCUUGACCUGCUCGUCGAUCAAUGCUGGUUGUACUGCAGAAGCAUGGCCUCUCCGAGCAUCGAACUCCUCUGAGCUAGAGUGGGUACGUUUAGGUGCUGGGAAGAUGACUCUGUGGAAUCUGGUAAACCCUCUGCGACCUGAAAGUAUCUUCCGCGUGAUGACCGAGAACUUUGCAUACCUACAUUACGCCUUGCCUCGGAAAGGCAUUGGUGGCGUAUCGGCCAAACUAGCGCAGCUGUGUGGGCUCGACGAGUCAUCAACGCAAGAGACUAACCCUUACUUCUCCGUUGCACAUGCCCUCUCUCGGCUUUUAGAGGCGCCAAAUGGGGCGGCUUCACAAGGCGCUGUCAUCUUGGUCUCCAGCCACAUGCAUAACGAGUUUGGAACCCUCUUGGAGAAGAAGGAUCCUGUAGCGCUUCUGCUAUUAUCGUUGUGGUACACCAGAGCCCGACAAAGUAAAUGGUGGAUGGACAUUCGUGCUAGAUAUGAACUUCCAGCGAUUUGCACCUACUUGCGGCGCUAUCAUAGAGACAACGGCAUCAUCCAGGCGCUUAUACCUGGGGCAGAAUAA